Owenia fusiformis is the source of this 901-nucleotide messenger RNA. Lineage: Eukaryota; Metazoa; Annelida; Polychaeta; Sabellida; Oweniidae. The record is from the annotation of a GenBank genome assembly.
AGUGAUUCGGUAGUUUCCGGAAAUAUUCGAUAUUUCUCGUAAGCUAUCGCCAUCUUGAAUCCAGGAACAAAGAACAAAUCAUUUUGAAAACACUGUCUUUCAUUCUAACUGUUUGCACAUUGCAUCAAAUCACUUCAAUUUACUACCGUGAAUAUGGCUGGGUUCAGAGGCGAAAACCCAAAGGGCAGAAUAUACGUUGGAAAUUUGCCACCGGACAUCAGAAAUCGGGACAUCGAGGAUUUAUUUUUCAAAUUUGGAACGAUCACGUUUAUCGACCUCAAAAAUCGCAAAGGACCACCAUUUGCAUUUGUGGAGUUUGAAGAUCCAAGAGAUGCUGAAGACGCUGUCCAUGCCCGUGAUGGUUACAAUUAUGAUGGCUACACUUUGAGGGUUGAAUUUCCCAGAGGGGCUGGUGGUUCGUUUGGAGGUGGGGGACCCCAACGUUCCUAUGGAGACAUGGGCAGGGGUCGUGGAGGCGGUGGUUACCAUGGCGAUGGUGGGGGUAGGGGAAGAGGCCGUGGAGGCCCACCCUCUAAAAGAUCUGACUACAGGUGUUUAGUUUCAGGUCUUCCACCAUCUGGUAGCUGGCAAGACUUGAAGGACCAUAUGCGAGAAGCUGGUGAUGUAUGUUAUGCAGAUGUUUACAAAGAUGGCACGGGUGUUGUGGAAUUCUUGCGCUUUGACGAUAUGAAAUAUGCAGCCCAACGAUUGGAUGAUUCAAAAUUCAAAUCUCAUGAGGGUGAAACCUCUUACGUUCGAGUGAAGGAAGAUUACAAAAAUCGAGGAGGUGGUGAACCUUCAAGCUCAUAUGGACGUCAUGAAAGAUCCAGAAGCCGAAGUUACUCACCCAGAAGACGUUCUCGCGGGUCCCCCAGAUACUCACCUUUCCCCUGAGGGAGAA